Messenger RNA from Carassius gibelio (silver crucian carp), 5368 nucleotides. Its product is annotated as solute carrier organic anion transporter family member 5A1. Gene Ontology annotation, molecular function: protein binding. NCBI's taxonomy places the organism in Eukaryota, Metazoa, Chordata, Actinopteri, Cypriniformes, Cyprinidae. Gene Ontology annotation, biological process: sodium-independent organic anion transport; transmembrane transport. The record is from RefSeq and is a predicted model, not a curated record. The coding region runs from base 570 to 3017 and encodes 815 amino acids. Gene Ontology annotation, cellular component: membrane. The transcript has 10 exons.
UGUUUACUUGCACCCGCUACGGUACAGACCGAAUGCGCUCGGAGGCGACACAGCUGACAGCCCGAGCUACCGCUACGUCCAAGGACAAGGAUUACACGGCGAAGAUCUGAUGGUGUGUCGGAGCCGCGUGCAGAAAGACGCGACAGAAUACCGUUUAACGACGCCGAUGGAAUUAAUCGUGGUUAUUAAUCUAGCGCAGAUAACGGGGCAGAAUGCGCGUGUGUGACGCGGCCGAGCGCGCGCGCUGCAGUAUCCGCGCAGAGGCGCGUGAGCCCCCGGCUGCAGGUCGACCGUCGAUCCAGUGUGUUGUUUUGGUGAAUAUGUGUCGAAAUGAAAAGAAAAUGGUGCUGUAAAGAAACAAUUAGGGUGUUUAUAUAUAGUUAUAAUAAAGCAUAUCUGUUUGGGUGUUUUGUUUUGUUGAAAUGAGCCAGCGCAGUAUGUCUGCGUCUCCACAACGCUUAUAAACGUCUCGGAUAGCCUCUGUGCUGAAUGAUAAGCCGCUGCCGGUUUAUCUGAGAGUCUGUUAUGCUGUUGAUUCAGUGUGCGUCUGUGUGCGUGACGCGCUGAGGAUGGCAUCCGGUGCCGGUGGGGAGGCGGGCGAUGGGGGCCCCGCACCUGUGAAACCGUUCCUGUACUUGUGUGAGGAGCCUACACAGGGUUUGAAAUCUAAGAGCCUCCCCGCACUCAGCGGCAGUCAUGCUCCGGAGCAGGACGCAGACAAGACUCUGCUCUCUUCCCCGCACUGCUCCCCCGUCAGGACCGAGCGGCGUGAGCCGGAGAGACGCGCCGCUGCUGCGCUCCUGACGCUCCGCAUGCCGCGGCUGCCCGUGAGGCGAUAUGUGGACAGGAUCCUGUCGGACUCGCGCUGCUUUCUGUUCUGCAUGUGUUACCUCACCUUCAUCCAGUCUCUGAUGGUUUCCGGCUAUCUCAGCAGUGUCAUUACCACCAUAGAAAAGCGGUACAGUCUGCGGAGCUCAGAGUCGGGUCUUCUGGUCAGCUGUUUUGACAUCGGUAGUCUCCUCGUUGUGGUGUUCAUUAGCUACUUUGGUGGGCGGAGCCAGAGGCCUCGGUGGUUGGCUGUAGGGGGUGUGCUCAUUGCUGUGGGUGCCGCCCUCUUCUCCCUACCUCACUUCAUCUCUCCACCGUAUCAGCUGGAGGAGCUGAACAGCACAGUAGGGGGAGAGGGGCUCUGUGCCGGUGGUAAUGGCAGCGGUCAGGAGAGGUCAGCACUGUCCAGGUGCCAGCGGGACCGGGAGGAGCGUGAGCAUGCCCUCUAUGUGGUGCUGUUCAUCUGCGCUCAGAUCCUCGUGGGAAUGGGUUCGACUCCCAUAUACACCCUUGGACCAACUUACCUGGAUGACAAUGUGAAGAAAGAGAACGCAUCCCUGUACCUGGCUAUCAUGUAUGUGAUGGGAGCUCUUGGCCCAGCCGCUGGGUAUCUGCUGGGUGGGAUUCUGAUCGGAUUCUACGUCGACCCUGGGACAAUAGUCAGUAUUGAUCAGAGUGAUCCACGGUUUGUGGGAAACUGGUGGAGUGGAUUUCUUCUGUGUGCUGUGGCAAUGUUGUUGGUAAUCUUCCCCAUGUUUUCCUUCCCUAAAAAACUUCCUCCACGGCACAAGAAAAGUAAAAGCAGUGUAAAAAAGGGUGCAGGGGAUGUCUCCAGUGAUGAUGAAAUGAAGAAGGAAAAGAGCAAGGCUGUCUCAUCCUCCAUGGGUUUUGGCAAAAAUAUCAAAGAUUUGCCAAAAGCAGCUGUGCGUAUAUUGAGUAACGUGACGUUUUUAUUUGUGAGUUUGUCGUAUACGGCGGAAUGUGCCAUCGUCACAGCCUUCAUCACUUUCAUUCCUAAAUUCAUUGAAUCUCAAUUUGGUGUUCCAGCAUCUAAUGCCAGUAUAUACACAGGUCUGAUCAUUGUACCCAGUGCAGGUGUCGGUAUAGUUUUAGGUGGGUACAUCAUUAAGAAACUGAAACUUGGUGCAAGAGAAGCAGCAAAGCUGGCCAUGAUCUGCAGUGGCGUGUCUUUGCUCUGCUUUUCCACUCUCUUCAUUGUCGGCUGCGAGAGCAUCAACCUCGGUGGAAUCAAUAUCCCUUACACCGCCGGGCCGACGCUGACUCUGUCUCACCGAAACCUGACGGCAAGCUGUAAUGUCAACUGUGGCUGCAGGAUUCACGAGUAUGCGCCUGUCUGUGGCUCUGAUGGCAUCACCUACUUUAACCCAUGUCUGGCUGGCUGCAGCAACUUUGCCAACCAAACCUCAGGAAUCAGAAACUAUUCGGACUGCGCAUGUGUUCAGAGCAGACAGGUGAUCACGCCGUCGGGAGGAAAACAUGAUCUGCAGGUGGUGAUCGUGAAGACAUACCUAAACGAGAAUGGUUAUGCCCUGGCAGGAAAGUGUGAGCGCACAUGUGGAACGCUCAUCACCUUCCUCAUCUUUCUCUUCAUCGUGACUCUCAUAACUGCCUGCGCUCAGCCGUCCGUCAUCAUCGUUACGCUCAGGUCAGUGGAGGAAGAGGACAGGCCGUUUGCUCUGGGAAUGCAGUUUGUUCUUCUCAGGACUCUUGCCUACAUCCCCACUCCUAUCUAUUUUGGGGCUGUGAUUGACACCACCUGUAUGCUGUGGCAGCACGAUUGUGGUUUCCAUGGGUCCUGCUGGGAGUACGAUGUCACUUCCCUCCGCUUUGUUUACUUUGGGCUGGCUGCGAGCUUGAAGUUCCUUGGCUUCCUGUUCAUCUUUCUCACCUGGUAUUCGCUGAAGCAGCGCGAGGAGCAGGCGCACACACAUACGCACACACACACGCUUUACCCAUUGGACACGGUGAGCCACCUAAUCUGUCACGCAGGAGGUCACAAAGGCCACGCCCGCACACGCUCCUGUCCUGUCUUCCUGCCACGCCCACCAGAACACUCCCACGCUGCAAUGCCAACUGGACACGCCCUUAGCCGUGGUAACAGCUGCCCUGGCAAUGGCCUGAAAGCAAUAACUCCGCCCAUACGGUCACUUGAAAAAGUGGCGGUCUGAGGACUGGAGCCUUGCGCGCGCACACACGUACUCGCUCAUACACAUGCAUGAAACUUCAUACAAUUAUGACGGCCGAUUAUGUAAAUGGAAACAUACCACAACAUUUAAAGCCAUUGCUGGUGCCUUUUCUUUAAACACACACACAUACACACUUCAAAGACAUAUUAUCACAGAUUUUGUGAAGCACUGAUUAGUAAUAAAACUUUUUUGACAAUACCUCAGAUUGAUGAAUACCGCUGUUCAUCAUGACAUACCAACACAAACAUACUCAACCACAUAUAGUCAUCUCAUCUAGUUACCUAUAGUGUUAGUUGUGCACAUAUUCUUUUGCUUCUCCUGUACAGCAGACAAAAUACAUGUAUUUGUUUAACUCAUUUAUUCAUCCAUUUUUCAACAGUGAAGGGAAAGAGACUGCAAACUUUACUAUGCAAACUCCUCCCAUCGCACUGGCUCCUCCUAAUUCCCCACUAGCCCCUCCCCUAAAAAAACCCUCCAUACCCACCAUUUUUUUCUUCACCCAAACUGUAAACUCCUCCCACAGUACUGACUUCAGAUGUGUUUGACAGAUAGAUCGGUGUACAACAUCAAAGUACCACAAAAGCAAUAGAGUGCAGAGUGCUACAUGUGCUUUCAAAUCACUCUCGUGGAGCUUUGAUGUCAUUCACCAAUCGGUCUGCACAGCGGCACUUCACAUCGAACAUGCCUUCUUCUCAUUGGCUCCUCACAAACUUUAAAUCCCUCCCUUAAACAACCUCCCUUUCAACUAUUUUGGCCACACCCAGAUUGUAAACUCCUCCCCCAGUACAGACUCCUCCUAAAUCUAAAUAGCCCCUCCCAUACUUUAAAAUCCCUCCUCUAAAACAACAGGCUUGUUUGAGAUGAACUACACUAGCCUGUCACCGGCUGGCAGAGAUCUGCCACUUGCAGUCGGGGAUGGAAUUGAAGUUAGACAAUUUCUGCUACUGGUGACGAUCGUGCAGUGUUUGCAUGCCAUCACAGAUAAAGUUAAAUAAAUGCAAUAUUUGUCAAAUACAGAGAUGUUUUAGAAAUGUUUUCAGAAACACUUUUUAUAUACUGUUUAAUACAGCGCCAUCUGUUUAUGAAUAAAGUUCAACCUUAACAUAUUCUAUUUAAAUACCAAUAGAGGUAAAUAUGAUUUUAUCAGUGUUUUUUGAUACGUGACCCAAUAUAAGUGCGACUAAACUAAAAAAGCGUUUACUGUUAAAACAACAGCAGUGCCAAAGUCAGACAAAUAUUCUAACCAGAAUGCAUUGCUUUUGAUUUUGAGGCACUGCAUGAAGAAGAACAAGGCUAACAUAUCUGCCAACUAUAUUGACCACUCCUAUAGUGUAGACUCCUCACACAAUAUUGACUCAUACAAGUUGUGGCUCCUCCCAAACUUCAAACUCCUCCCUUAAACCAACCUCCCUAUCAACAAUUUAAUUUCCUCCCCCAAUGUAAGCUCCUCCUUCCACUCCGACUCCUCCUGAAUAACAGUAGCUCCUCCCAAACUCCAAACCACUCCCUUAAUACCUCUCUACUAACUAUAUUUAUGUACCAAGUCCCGAGUGUAAACUCCUCCCACAUUACUGACUCCACACAAUCAGUGGUCCUCCCAGACUUUAAACCCCACCCACUGUUUUGACUCCAGCUUGUUCCAUUUAUUUUAUCAACUGUUAUCUUGUGUGCUGUAUUAAAUAUUUAGCUUGUUAGUCCUUUAAUGACAGUGUUUUUGCAACAGUUGGUGCAGUGCACGCAUCUUUUUGGUUUUCUGUGUCUUUUUCCAUAACUUCUGACUUUUGUGCAUCAUAUCAGUAUUCAAAUUGUUCCUUUCAGUUUGUCUUGAUCAUAAGCAGACAUCUUAGUAAGUAACACGCGCACAAAUACAGCAUAUAUAUAGGAGACACAUCAUAUCAUCUCAUGUUCACACAGAUCAUGUAUACUCCUGAAAACAUGCUCUCACAUCUCUGUAGAUGGUCAUCUGUUUGUGCUGAAAUUGAGCCAGUAUUAGUGAGGUUGAUGGUAAUGCAACUGAAAACACCAGCUCUGAGCAGAAAUCAGCUUCAUUCCUGAUCACUGCAGGACUUCAAUAGAAACAGAGCAGAAUACACACGAGUACUGAACUACUGCUGAGGAAACAGUGUUUCAUUUGCCUCUCCCUCUUUAACCCGUCCCUUCCUAUGUUACUGUGCUCCAUUUGCAAACAGAAGACACGUUCGUACAAUUAUUUAUUUGAAGUUACUUGAAGGUUUGGCUAAUUAGAGGCAAACCUGGAGAAAUUCUUUAUUAACUGUUUUGGUUUACUUGUACGAAUAAAUGAUUUGUGUCAAUAAAAUGUCUAAAUAAAAUGA